AGUGUUAGAGAUUAUAAACUAAUGGAGCGGUUCCCUAUUUGAAUUUAAAUCAUUGCUUCAAGCUUAACACUUCUCUGCCUCCUCUCUGCGCGUGCUCUUGGGCGAUCAUGACGAGCAGCUCCCAAAAGGAUCUCUUCUCGUCGGUGAUCUCCGAGAUCAAAAGCUACACUGGCGAUGACCCCCUCCGUCCAUGGGUUCGAGGCAUUCGGAAAAUUUACCAAUCUCUACCUCCUCAUGUUCUUAGCGAGAAACUUCCUCGAUUCCUUCAGAAGUGCGCACAGACCUUCGAAUCUGAUCGCCGGUACCGAAAUGAUUCCAGAUAUGUAGCUGUAUGGAUCCAAUUGAUGGAUUAUGUGGAAGAUGCAAGGGUCUUAUUGAGAAAGAUGGAGAAGAGUCAAAUUGGUGUGAAGCGGACUAAGUUCUACACCGCCUAUGCUCUAUACUAUGAGAAGAAGAAGAGAUUUGAGGAUUCGGAGAAGAUGUAUCAGUUGGGUGUUCAAAGGCUUGCAGAACCAGUGGGAGAAUUGCAGAAAUCAUAUGAUCAGUUUCUUCACCGGAUGAAGCUGCUCAAACAUCGAAGAGCUAGACUGGAAGAAGCGGCCAACAUUGGUGAAACGAGUACUAGUGGUCAUUCUCAAAAAACCUCAACCUCUAUUGAUCUUAAAAAUUACCAAAAGCAAGCUGAACAUGAAAAUUCAAUAAUCCAAUCAUUUUUUCCGGGCAAUUUAUCCACUAAACAGAAUGGAUUGGUCUCUUCCAGUGCAGAAAGCUUUUAUCAAACUGAGUCUGCGGAAGAAAAUUCUGGUUGUACAGGUUGUAAAAGUCUUGCUCGAUCUCAAUCAAUUCCCAUCAAUGAUCUAGAUAAAUCAGCUCCAUUCCACAGUGAUGAUGUGGGGUUGUCUCAAGUCGGUGAUGCUCGUCUUCACGGUCUAUCAGAUCCUGUCAUAAACACGAAGGAGGCCAUGAAUGUUAUUAAUGGUAUGUUUAAGGAGCCCCUGCAGCUAGAAACAAUCUCCAGGAAUUCAAAUCAGGUUAACCAAAAGCCAAAUCAGCGUGGAAAUACCAUUGAGGUGUUUGUUGAUGAAGAAAGGGAAGAAUCAGGAGAUGUUAAUCAGAACAUUAUUUAUAAAACCAGAUCUGUUUCUGUUAAGCCUGUGAAUUCAGAUUCCCAAAAGAGAAAUGGCAACACUGAGUUACAGACGCCAUUUGUUGGUUCUUUCAAGAUACUUGCUGAUGAUGAGGAUGACGAGGAUAGUGAUGACAAUGCUCAUGAAUAUUGCUCGGAGAUGGAAGAACCAAUGGAAAUAACAUGUCAACAUGCUUGGCCCACUUCUCAAACUAGCACUGAAACCAGAUUAAAUAGUUUUGACAUCAGAUUGAAAGAGGACACGGUCUUUCGGAGGCUGAAAGAGGAUACUGUUAUUCGAAAAAUUGUUGGGUCAAAAGUUUUUGAUGAGCCAAAGGUUGAAAAUGCAUGUCAUCAUGGUUUAGUGGAUCCAACGGUCAACCUCAAGCAAGCCAUAGAUGAUAUAAACGGCAUGUUCGGAAAGCCACUGAAUUUUUUCAAGGCUGGAAAGCCAAAGAAGCAAGAAAAAAUGUUUAGCAGGAAGUCAGAUAGCAGCAAGGAUGCAUUUUUUAUUUUAGCUGAUGACGACAUAGAGAAGGAUUUGAAUGGUCAAGCUCCACCAUGCAUUUCUCACAGUUCUAAUGUAGAAGUCAAUUUGUUUGAGCCAACUCUUUUCACUAAGGAAGCCAUGAAUGAAAUUAAUGACUUGUUUGGAAGAUCACUAGACUUCUAGCGAUAUGAAUCAUGAAUGUUUCCUACUACAGAGAGUUGCAUAGCUUAACAUCCAUGCUCUAGGAUUUCUAGUGUUCCGGGAGAACUAUGUGGAGGUUCAGAAGAUUGUUUGAUUGAUAUAUAUUUCUUUCACCCACAGGUGCGACAAUAGCUCUUCAUCCUUCUACAAUAACAACAACAUCAAGCCUUUGUCCCAUUAUGGGUAAAGUAUUCAUGUCAUAAUUAUUCGACAAGUUUUAUGUUGGUUGUUGACUACAUAACGCAACACUCCAUUUUUCUCAUCCAGAAUUUGGAGGCUGGCAAUGAUAGUGUUAGCUUAUUCAUCAUUCAGUAAGUUUAGUUUUUUUUUUUUUUUUUGCAAUCCCUCCUUUUCUGAAGGCUUGGUAACUGGUCUAGUUUGUAUGAUUUGCAAGCUAUAAGAAAUCAGAUUUGUUGUUCUCUCUUAA
Messenger RNA from Dendrobium catenatum, 2244 nucleotides. RefSeq names its product probable inactive serine/threonine-protein kinase bub1. The transcript is spliced from 6 exons. The record is from RefSeq and is a predicted model, not a curated record. Gene Ontology annotation, biological process: mitotic spindle assembly checkpoint signaling; meiotic sister chromatid cohesion, centromeric. Lineage: Eukaryota; Viridiplantae; Streptophyta; Magnoliopsida; Asparagales; Orchidaceae. The coding region runs from base 108 to 1799 and encodes 563 amino acids. Gene Ontology annotation, molecular function: protein kinase activity.